CCUCUCCCCGACUUCGCCCCGCCCCAGGCGGGGCUGGGAAGGCGGCCGAUCCGGUUUGUCUAGAGCGGAUCUUGUAUCGGGGUUGGGGAAGGGAAUGUGGGGUGCCGGGUAGGUUGCGGCAGCUGCGGCGGCAUGGUGGGUACGGAGAAGGAGCAGAGUUGGAUCCCCAAGAUCUUCAAGAGGAAGACAUGUACGACGUUCAUCGUCGACACCACAGAUCCGGGAGGGACCUUGUGCCAGUGUGGGCGUCCCCGGAGUGCCCACCUGUCAGUGGCUGUGGAGGAUGCGUUCGGGGCAGCCGUGGUGACUGUUUGGGACAGUGACUUGCACACCACGGAGAAGCCCACUGAUGCCUUCGGGGACCUGGACUUCUUGGGCUCUGGCCGCAAGGCCAGCAAUUUCCUCCGGCUCUCCGACCGCACGGAUCCAGCUACCGUGUAUAAUCUGGUCACGCGCACGUGGGGCUUCCGAGCCCCGAACCUGGUGGUGUCAGUGUUGGGGGGGUCGGGGGGCCCCAUCCUCCAGACCUGGCUGCAGGACCUGCUGCGAAGCGGGCUGGUGCGGGCUGCCCAGAGCACAGGGGCCUGGAUUGUCACUGGGGGGCUGCACGCAGGCAUUGGCCGACACGUUGGUGUAGCUGUGAGGGACCACCAGACGGCCAGCACUGGGGGCACCAAGGUGGUGGCCAUGGGCGUGGCCCCCUGGGGUGUCGUGCAGAAUAGAGAGGCCCUCACCAACCCCAAGGGCUCGUUCCCGGCCAGUUACCCGUGGCGUGGGGACCCCGAGGACCGCGUCCAGUUUCCGCUCGACUAUAACUACUCAGCCUUCUUCUUGGUGGACGACGGCACACACGGCCGCCUGGGCGGCGAGACCCGCUUCCGCCUGCGCUUCGAGUCCUACAUCGCCCAGCAGAAGACAGGUGUGGGAGGGACCGGCAUUGACAUCCCUGUCCUCCUCCUCCUGAUUGAUGGUGAUGAGAAGAUGCUGAAGCGGAUAGAGAAUGCCACCCAGGCUCAGCUCCCCUGCCUGCUGGUGGCCGGAUCUGGGGGAGCUGCGGACUGCCUGGCGGAGAUCCUGGAAGACACUCUGGCUCCAGGGAAUGGAGGGGGCAGACGAGGUGACGCCCGAGAUCGGAUUAGGCGUUUCUUUCCCACAGGGGACCCUGAGGUCCUGCAGGCCCAGGUGGAGAGGAUCAUGACCCGGAAGGAGCUGCUGACAGUCUAUUCAUCUGAGGAUGGGCCUGAGGAAUUUGAGACCAUCGUUUUGAGGGCUCUCGUCAAGGCCUGCGGGAGCUCUGACGCCUCAGCUUACCUGGACGAGCUGCGUUUGGCUGUGGCUUGGAACCGAGUGGACAUUGCCCAGAGUGAACUCUUCCGGGGUGACAUCCAGUGGCGGUCGGUGCACCUGGAGGCCUCCCUCAUGGAUGCCCUCCUGAACGACCGGCCCGAGUUCGUCCGCCUGCUCAUCUCCCAUGGCCUCAGCCUGGGCCACUUCCUGACCCCGAUGCGCCUGGCACAACUCUAUAGCGCAGCGCCCUCCAACUCGCUCCUCCGCAGCCUUCUGGACCAGGCGUCCCAUGGCGCGGGGACCAAAACCCCAGGCCUUAAACCCUCUGUGGAGCCCCGACUCCCUGACGUGGGGCACGUGCUUCGGAUGUUGCUGGGGGAAAUGUGCGCGCCGAAGUACCACUCCUGGGCCUCCGAGGAUCCCCGCCACGACCAUGGCUGCAAGGAGAGUCACCAGGGCCACAAGGAGAGCACGCAGCUGCUCUCGGUCAGGGCCGCCUCGGAUCUCGCGCUGGACGCCGUCCUUGGGCAGACUCCCUGGAGUGACCUGUUCCUCUGGGCACUGCUACUGAACAGGGCUCAGAUGGCUUUGUACUUCUGGGAGUUAGGAUCCAAUGCUGUGGCCUCAGCUCUUGGGGCCUGUUUGCUGCUCCGAGUGCUGGCGCGCCUGGAGUCUGAGGCCGAGGAGGGAGCGCGGAGGAAGGACCUGGCGGCCAAGUUUGAGGGGCUGGGUGUUGGCCCCUCAUCUCUCCCCUCGCACCACCUCUCUACUCGCUUCUCUACCUCUGACAUAAAUCCCCUGCCCCCCCCAGACCUCUUUGGCGAAUGCUACCGCAGCUGCGAGGAACGGGCUGCUCGCCUGCUCCUCCGACGCUGUCCAUUCUGGGGGGGUGCUACCUGCCUCCAGCUUGCCAUGCAGGCCGAUGCCCGUGCCUUCUUUGCCCAGGAUGGGGUACAGUCUCUGCUGACUCAGAAGUGGUGGGGGGAGAUGGACAGCACCACGCCCAUCGGGGCCCUGGUUCUCGCCUUCUUUUGCCCGCCACUCAUCUACACCAACCUCAUCACCUUCAGGAAGUCAGAUGAGGAGCCCACACAGAAGGACCUGGCAUUCGACACGGAUAGGGGCCUCAAUGGGGAAGGACCGGUCAGGCUGACUCCGGGCCUGUAUGACCUGGGCCGCACGGUCCUCUGCCUCGAUUUCAUGGUCUUCACGCUGCGCCUGCUGCACAUCUUCACGGUCAACAAACAGCUGGGGCCCAAGAUCGUCAUCGUGAACAAGAUGAUGAAGGACGUGUUCUUCUUCCUCUUCUUCCUCGGCGUGUGGCUGGUUGCCUACGGGGUUGCUACGGAGGGGCUCCUCAGGCCCCAGGAUCAGGACCUGCCGAAAAUCCUGCGACGUGUCUUCUACCGGCCCUACCUGCAGAUCUUCGGGCAGAUCCCGCAGGAGGACAUGGACGUGGCCCUCAUGGAACAUGUCAACUGCUCGGCGAAACAGGGCUUCUGGGCGCGCCCAUCCGGGGCCCAGGCGGGCGCCUGCGUCUCGCUCUAUGCCAACUGGCUGGUGGUGCUCCUCCUCGUCAUCUUCCUGCUCGUGGCCAACAUCGUGCUAGUCAAUUUGCUCAUUGCCAUGUUCAGCUACACCUUUGGCAAAGUACAGGGCAACAGCGACCUCUAUUGGAAGGCGCAGCGCUACAGCCUCAUCCGGGAAUUUCACUCUCGGCCUGCGCUGGCCCCGCCCCUCAUCAUCAUCUCGCACGUGCGCCUCCUCCUCCGGCGAUUUCGCAGGCACAGGGCCAGCUUGCCGUCCUCCCCGGACCUUCAGCAUUUUCGGGUCCACCUCCCUAAGGAAGCCGAGAGGAGUCUGUUGACCUGGGAGUCGGUGCAGAAGGAGAAUUUCCUGCUGGCGCGCGUGAGGGACAAGCGGGAAAGCGACUCGGAGCGUCUGAAGCGCACGUCGCAGAAGGUGGACACGGCGUUGAAGCAGCUGAGACAGAUCCGCGAAUACGAGCAGCGUCUGAAAGGGCUGGAGCAGGAGGUCCAUCACUGUAGCCGCGUCCUGGGCUGGGUGGCCGAGGCCCUGAGCCGCUCUCCGUUGCUUCCCCCGGGGGGGCCUUCGCCCCCAACCCCUCCUGGGCCCAGAGACUGAGUCUUGUCGGUGGACUUCAGAUGCCCACAUGGGGAGUUCUGCUCCCAGAAUAAGGCCUAGCUCGUCCUGAACCCCCUGCACCUGGUGGCCUUGGCCUUGAGGUGGGCCCCAUACCCACGGACUACCACCUGGGUCACUGCUGGGACCACCACAGGGAGUGUCAUCCGUGCGACCCACAGCAGGCCCAGCCCCUCCCGGAACCAGCCUCACUCUGGGUGGGUCAGCGUCUGGAGCCCUGGCAUGGCCUCUGAAUGUCCUGCCACAGCCUGCUGGGCGGGAGGCAGCCACAGGGUCCUGGGCGGUACAGGGACCACAGACUCCAUCCGCAGCUCCCCACACUGGGGAAAUAAAGCCAUUUUAGAGGA
Messenger RNA from Pteropus alecto (black flying fox), 3797 nucleotides. It is a transcript of the gene TRPM4, whose product is annotated as transient receptor potential cation channel subfamily M member 4. Gene Ontology annotation, biological process: calcium ion transmembrane transport. Lineage: Eukaryota; Metazoa; Chordata; Mammalia; Chiroptera; Pteropodidae. Bases 133 to 3432 code for a protein of 1099 amino acids. The record is from RefSeq and is a predicted model, not a curated record. The transcript is spliced from 24 exons. Gene Ontology annotation, molecular function: calcium-activated cation channel activity; ligand-gated calcium channel activity. Gene Ontology annotation, cellular component: membrane.